Eriocheir sinensis (Chinese mitten crab) is the source of this 1951-nucleotide messenger RNA. RefSeq names its product nuclear receptor subfamily 2 group F member 1-A-like. The record is from RefSeq and is a predicted model, not a curated record. Gene Ontology annotation, biological process: anatomical structure development; cell differentiation; regulation of transcription by RNA polymerase II. The transcript is spliced from 4 exons. Gene Ontology annotation, molecular function: RNA polymerase II cis-regulatory region sequence-specific DNA binding; zinc ion binding; nuclear receptor activity. The coding region runs from base 479 to 1798 and encodes 439 amino acids. NCBI's taxonomy places the organism in Eukaryota, Metazoa, Arthropoda, Malacostraca, Decapoda, Varunidae.
CCUAGCAAGGAGGCCAGGCUGUGUAUGCGGCACGAUGCCCGCCGAGGCCCCGGGGGCGGCGGCGGCACGGCUGUUUGAAGUGAUUGUCGGGUGACGACCAAUGGCUGGCCGGGGCGGGCGGGGUCGCGGCCCCGUGGCCCGGUGGCCCGCCCGGUGGCCCGCCCCCUGCCCCUCACGGCCCGUCCCCGCCCUCCGCCCGCCAGGCCGCAGCGCCGUCCGCCCAGUGUACACAGCACAGUGCUACAAGGAGGGUGUGUGACGCGCGCCCCAGCCCUCAGUGUUAGCCCGCCUGACAGGUCACUCCGCCACCCCCGCCUGGCCGCGGUGACAGGUUGUCCUGGAUAUUGUUGUAGUGUUCGGCGCUCCCGUGCCGCAGUGGAUUAUUUGGUGCCAGUGAUCAUGCCGAGCAGGCGGUGCCCUGUUGUGUGAGGUCGUCCGUAACUUGUGAGUGUUCCACCCCCUCCGGUGGUGGCCGUCAAUGUUUGUGCCGGAACAGUGCCACGAGAAGAUGGCUCUUGUUGUGCCGCCAGGCUCGACCUGGCGCGACCCGCCCGUGUCCCUCCCGCCCACCACGGGGGAGGACGUUAGCCGCGAGCUGGGCGCCAGCGUCACCCCGCAGCCCGCCGCCCCUCAGACGCCCACACCGAACUCCACCGCGGGCAGCGCGCCCUCGUCCGCCCCGAGUCCCACGGGCGACGACAAGAAUGCACAGAAUAUGACGUGCGUGGUGUGCAGCGACAAGAGUUCGGGGAAGCACUACGGCCAGUUCACCUGCGAAGGAUGCAAGAGCUUCUUCAAGCGGUCGGUGCGACGGAAUCUACAAUACUCCUGCAGAGGCAACCGCAACUGUCCCAUCGACCAGCACCACCGGAACCAAUGCCAGUACUGCCGCCUCAAGAAGUGCUUCAAGGUCGGCAUGAGGAGAGAAGACAAAAAUAAUGGGCACCACCUCCUCAUCAGGGGCUCAGUCCUGCCCCAAGACGCGCCUCAGGCCGAACAAGCGGUGCAGCGCGGCCGCAUCCCGCCCACCCAGGGGAUGGGGAUGCCCAGCCAGUUCAUGGCCAACGGAGACACCCUGAACGGCCACACGUACCUGUCCUCGUACAUCUCGCUGCUGCUGCGCGCCGAGCCCUUCCCCACCUCGCCGUACGGCCAGUGCAUGAACGCCAACAACAUCAUGGGCGUGGACAACAUCUGCGAGCUGGCCUCCCGCCUCCUCUUCUCUGCCGUGGGCUGGGCCAAGAACAUUCCGUUCUUCCCCGAGCUGCAGGUGACCGACCAGGUGGCUCUGCUGCGGCUGGUCUGGUCUGAGCUGUUCGUGCUGAACGCCUCCCAGUGCUCCAUGCCCCUGCACGUGGCGCCGCUGCUGGCCGCGGCCGGCCUCCACGCCUCGCCCAUGGCCGCGGACAGAGUGGUCGCCUUCAUGGACCACAUCCGCAUCUUCCAGGAGCAGGUGGAGAAGCUGAAGGCACUCCACGUGGACUCUGCGGAGUACUCGUGCCUCAAGGCCAUCGUCCUCUUCACCUCAGGUAGGUCAAGGCGUGGCCGCGUGCUCGGAGCAGUGUUUCUGGCCGCCGCGGCACACCCUUUCUCCAGGUUUCCUUGUGGUUUGCUGUGCCACUUUCCCUCACCCUUGCCUCGGGCCGUGCGAUGUGGCUGGCGCGGCCCCUCAGGAGGUUCCCCCCGCCGAGCACUGCGUCCCCCGCCUGGGCCAGACGAGUGCCUGGGCCUGGUCUGGCGUCUGGCCGAGGUGUCAGCGGGCGUCACCUCUUCCCGGGUCACCCGACCAGCCACAUAACUUCCUCCGUAGUAUACAAAACAGUGUCGGGCAGAGCUGACCUUGCUCCCCGCCGCCACAGGGGUUAUCAGGGUGACCUCCGCGCGGCCAACACACCUCGUCAGCGCGUUGUGUCUGGCUCAAACACCGUGCCCUUGUGCUCACUUGGCGGCG